Molecule: messenger RNA, 1347 nt
Organism: Lodderomyces theae
Lineage: Eukaryota; Fungi; Ascomycota; Pichiomycetes; Serinales; Debaryomycetaceae
Gene: KIN3
Product: serine/threonine protein kinase
Exons: 1
Coding region: 1-1347 (448 amino acids)
Biological process (GO): protein phosphorylation; chromosome segregation
Cellular component (GO): cytoplasm; centrosome; nucleus
Molecular function (GO): ATP binding; protein kinase activity
Source: RefSeq, a predicted model, not a curated record
AUGAGCAGCGACUACGAGCCUCUUGAAGUAAUAGGGAAAGGAUCUUAUGGCACGGUACGAAAGGUUCGUAACAAGCUCGACAAUUCAAUCCUUGUUCGAAAGGAAAUCGAGUAUAAAUCAAUGAAUGGCCAAGAGAGGAACCAAAUCAUAUCCGAGCUACGUAUACUUAAAGAAUUGAAUCAUAAAAACAUUGUGAGAUAUUUCAAACACGAUCAUAUAAUAGAGUCUAAAACCAUACACAUAUACAUGGAGUACUGCUCGGGAGGCGAUUUGUCCCAUUUGAUAAAAGAUUUUAAAAGCAAUCAAGAAAACGUGCCCGAGGAAUUUAUAUGGCAGGUUUUAGUGCAAACGUUGUCAGCAUUGUACCGGUGCCACUACGGAUCCGAUGCCCCAAAAGUUGAGUUGUUCAGCGAUGCUUCGCGAGAAGAUGACAACAUGCCGCAGAUCAACUCCGAUUCCGUAAUAAUCCAUCGUGACAUUAAACCAGACAACAUUUUUCUUGAGCAUGGUGUGGUUAAAGUUGGUGAUUUUGGACUCGCUAAAAUGUUGACUACAUCGAAUGACUUUGCCAAAACCUAUGUCGGAACACCGUAUUACAUGUCACCUGAAGUCUUGAUGGAUGAGCCAUACCUGCCAGUUUGUGAUAUCUGGUCUUUGGGGUGUGUCUUGUAUGAAUUGUGUAACCAACACCCUCCAUUCCAAGCAAAAACGCAUUUACAACUUCAAUCCAAAAUCAAACGAGGAACAAUCCCCCCCGUGUCGGACUUUUACUCCGUCCAACUAAGAUCUCUAAUAAGAGAGUGCAUAACAGUUGAUCCCGAACUCCGUCCAACGUGCUACGACUUGAUCAACUCUUUGAGCAUAAAAUUUUUACGGAAGGAAAUGGAACUAAAAGAGUACAACCAGACGCUCAACAGCCUAAAGUAUGAAUUAAUCAACAAGAGUGAAGAAUUGAAGAAAAAAGAUCAAUAUAUUCAACUACGGGAAAAUAGGUGUAAAGAAAGGGAGUUGAAGUUGAAUGACCGUGAAAACAAGUUGAAAGACAGGGAGAACCAAUUGCAUAAGAUAGAAGAUACCAUGAUUGAAGAAUUCAAUCUAAAAAAACAAGCAUUAGACUUGGAAGCAAAAGAAGUACGUUUAGCGUACCAAAAAGAGUUUUGGUCGGUAGUGGAAAAAGAAGUUAGUGACAGAUUGAAAUCAAGGCCCCGCGGCCCUCGAGAUUAUGAGGACAUGAGCAUUUUACGAAUGAGAAACUUAAACACGACGAGCGAAGCCCCAAAGUUUAGGGUUACCGACGAAUAUGAACGACAGAAAAAUAUGGAGAUACGUAAAUACCGAAUAAACUAA